CUGCUUGACAGUGCUUUGCAUCAACCUUUUGUGCUGCUAUGCGCUGUGCGUGUAGAAUACACCUAAUUUCUGACAAUCUACUAAAUACUUCAGAGUUUUAAUCGAAAACGCCGGCUCAAAGAUCAGGAAGGAAAAAAAUGAAGCGGAAACACUCCACGACGGACUUUGUCGAAAAUUCUUCGAAGAACGUAAAACUACAACAAACUCCUACGAAUUGCUCAUUGCUCGUCUUGAAUGACUAUUGUCUGCUGCGAGUAUUCAGCUACCUUGAUGUGAUGGACGAUUUUAUCAGUCUAUCCAGAACGUGUAACCGUCUUAAGAACCUCGGCAAAUAUUUCCACGAUGUCUAUUCGGAAUUCAAGAUACAUGUGAACAUGGACAACAAGACAACUGACUAUAUGGAGCACAUCAUAUCGCACAUCAAUGAUAACAUUACGGAAAUUGCAAUCAAUUAUCGAUACUCAAAAAUUCCGAUGAAUGUGCGAAAAAUGAGGGAAUGUUGCGGCGACGUUAAGGAUCUGCUAGUGAAAAAUUGGAAAGUGUAUGUGAUCGACUCAGAUAAUCAAACUUUCGACAAUCUGCAAACGUUAACCAUGAAAAAUUGUGACUUUCGGUCCGCCCCAUAUGGUUUCUUUGAUAUAUUCAAAGGUCUGCAACACGCAAAUCUUUACAAAUUUCAAUAUUUGUCCAGUAAGCAUGUGGAGCGAUUGUUUCGCAAAAAUCCGACUAUCGAGUCCUUCGUCUGGAUGGGAGAUAUGGAUGCUUUCGAAGAAUAUGAGUUGUUCGUUAUGAUUCCGAAAUUGACGGCUCUGAGUCUAAGAGUCGAUCGUGAAUUGAAUGAUUUCGAUUUGACCUCAACGUUUAGCAAUUUGACAAAGUUACAACUGUAUUGUAACGGAGAGAACAUCAGUGAAUUUCUACACAAAUUAGCAAAAUCGUCGAAAAUUUGUGUACUUAAGGAAUUGGAGGUGUUACACGUUCGCGUUGAUGAUUUGUUCUUCUACUCGCUGUAUUACUUUCAACAUCUGGAAAUGUUGGCAGUGUCGACAUGGAGUUUCUGGCUUUUAACACCGCCGUUGGACUGGCCGCAGAAACUGAAGAAUCUGCGAUUGGAAUCGUUCAUCCUUACAAAAGACGGCUUCGUUUCGACGAUCAAACAAUUGGAACAAUUGGAAAAUGUCGAUUUGGGGAAAUGUACCGGCGAAGAAUCGGAUGCCGAAUUUUUCUUCGAAGAUUUGGAUGUGUUGGCGCAGGAAAUUGACAAUUCGCUUGCUGAUCGCAAUGGGAAGAAAGUGAAUUUCAUAUUGAAUUUGGAUUACACUGCGGACCGAGGUGCGGACGAGAAUAUACAUCUCCUUGUCGACACUGAACGGUUCAGGAUUUUUACCGAAAAAAACAUGUACGUAGCAAGCGAUCAACUAGGGAUCAGCAUACGUUUUGCAGGUAUCAAUGAAAAUAUUUAUCUUUAAUUGACGAUAUCAAGUGAUGAGAACUUUCAGUUCAAAAUUCAGUGUGCUGUGAGGAACAAAUUUGUAUUUAUAGUCUAGACAGCAAAAGUUAUAAUGAAAAACAAAUAAAAAUUAUUGAG
Bradysia coprophila is the source of this 1588-nucleotide messenger RNA. RefSeq lists its product as uncharacterized. Gene Ontology annotation, molecular function: protein binding. The record is from RefSeq and is a predicted model, not a curated record. NCBI's taxonomy places the organism in Eukaryota, Metazoa, Arthropoda, Insecta, Diptera, Sciaridae.